CCUGCCUACUGUUAAGAAUCUUUUACUUCACCGCCCAAGCAUGGCUAGUAUAAAGAUACCUAUUGAGAGGUAUCAUGUAUAGGUCUAUUGCUUGACGUCAUGGCCGCUGCUCUUCCCCACACCAAGGGAUCUUGCUUCCAGCCUCCUACCUUAACCGUUGGUAAAACCGACUUUAUUAUUGAGCUGCCUCGAUUGAUUGGUCCGCAACAUGACUCGUUCCCCAUGUCGGGAUCUUCAACACUGCAGCUCGUCGGCGUGUCCUUGUCUUUAGAUCAUGACGACGUCACUGCGUAGCCUGCCAAGUACCUACUGUAUGAUGGCAACCCCAUGUGACCUUGGGUCAGCAGUGUUCAAAUAACGAAUCUCCCCCAUUCAACGGACGACAAUUUUGUUGAGAUCUCACAACCUACAGAAUCAUUGUUACACGGCGAUAUUUCCACACUCAAAAUGACCACUCUCCACUAUCUCCCUCCCGUGAAACCCUCGGCGAUUGCGAUGGGUACUAUCUUCACCCAUACAGCUUCACUGGGUAUUCUCGCACCUGUCUUUGGUGAUACUUAUCAUCGUGCGCAGGCCGCCAAUUCCAAGGAGGAAUUCAUCAAGUCCAAGGAGGCUGCUGGAGCAGCGGCGGCUUGGGGUAGCUCUCUGGUUGGAAGCGCCGUUCAGACUUAUGGUGUUGCCGCCCUGAUCAAUGCUACUGGAACGCUGAGCUAUAAGGGAGCUGCUUAUUUGGGAAGCUUGAUUUUCAUGGCCAGUUCCGCGCCAAGUUUCAUCAGCCAAAUCUUCACUGAAAAGCGACCCCUCGAUACUGUUGCUGUUGGUGCUGUCAGCAGGGUGUUUGAGACAGUUGGGCUUAGUCUGUUCCUUACCUGGUGGGGUACUCGCACAAAUCCUUUUGAUUAG
Molecule: messenger RNA, 903 nt
Organism: Aspergillus novofumigatus IBT 16806
Lineage: Eukaryota; Fungi; Ascomycota; Eurotiomycetes; Eurotiales; Aspergillaceae
Product: DUF1761 domain-containing protein
Exons: 3
Coding region: 448-903 (151 amino acids)
Source: RefSeq, a predicted model, not a curated record